AUGCCAAGCUCCCGUCAAACCGAACAAAAGAUCAACAACAACAUCGAAAAGGCUUCCAACGUUGCCCAGGAUGAAGUUACACGCCUGAGAGCCGAAUUGGACGAGUUCAAGCGCAAGGCCGGUCCAAAGGUCCAGGAAGCAGAGAACAUCCUUUGCUCUCCAACUGCUAUUGGCUUUUAUCAAGGUCUGGUUGUUGGUGUGGCUAUCGUACUUGGCUAUGCUAAAUAUAAUGGAGGCCUUCGCUUAUAA
Phycomyces blakesleeanus NRRL 1555(-) is the source of this 249-nucleotide messenger RNA. RefSeq lists its product as hypothetical. The coding region runs from base 1 to 249 and encodes 82 amino acids. The record is from RefSeq and is a predicted model, not a curated record. The transcript is spliced from 2 exons. NCBI's taxonomy places the organism in Eukaryota, Fungi, Mucoromycota, Mucoromycetes, Mucorales, Phycomycetaceae.